This is a messenger RNA of Seriola dumerili (greater amberjack), 1210 nucleotides long. RefSeq names its product troponin T2, cardiac type (gene tnnt2a). Gene Ontology annotation, cellular component: troponin complex. Gene Ontology annotation, molecular function: troponin C binding; tropomyosin binding; troponin I binding. The transcript is spliced from 15 exons. Gene Ontology annotation, biological process: regulation of muscle contraction; sarcomere organization; cardiac muscle contraction. NCBI's taxonomy places the organism in Eukaryota, Metazoa, Chordata, Actinopteri, Carangiformes, Carangidae. The coding region runs from base 169 to 990 and encodes 273 amino acids. The record is from RefSeq and is a predicted model, not a curated record.
CCCGCAGUCAGUCCCCUUGCCCUCUGAGACUCACCUCACCUCACGUUCCUGUCAGAGAAAAGCGAGCACCUCUCCUCUGCUGCACAUUGAGUCUCUCCAUCAGCUUUCUUUCUCCAUCAGUCCGUCUGAUCUCUAGAUCCACUGCGGCACACCUGGACGCUCGCUGCCAUGUCGGACAACGAGGAAGUGGUGGAGGAGUAUGAGGAGGUGGUGGAAGAAGAGGAGGCUGAAGAGGCCGUGCAGGAAGAAGACACAACUGCUGCAGAGGAGGAGCCCAGUGAAGAACAAGAUGGAGAAGGGGAAGAAGGAGAUGGAGAAGAGGAGGAAGCCAAACCAAAAUUCAAGCCAUUUAUCAUGCCAAACCUCAUCCCACCUAAGAUCCCAGAUGGAGAGAAGGUGGAUUUUGAUGACAUACAUCGUAAAAGGAUGGAGAAGGACCUGAUGGAGCUUCAGACUCUGAUUGAAGUUCACUUUGAAAGCAGGAAGAAGGAAGAAGAGGAGCUCAUUCAUCUCAAGGAGAGGAUUGAGAAGCGUCGUUCUGAACGUGCAGAGCAGCAAAGAAUCCGCAGCGAGAGAGAGAAAGAGAGACAGAAGCGUCUUGAGGAGGAGAGAGCCCGUAAGGAGGAAGAGGAGGCCAAGAGGAGAGCAGAGGACGACGCGAAGAAGAAGAAAACCCUGACCAGCCUCCAUUUUGGAGGGUACAUGCAGAAGUUGACAGAGAAACGGAGCGGUAAGAGGCAGACUGAGAGAGAGAAGAAGAAGAAGAUCCUGAGUGAAAGACGCAAAUCUCUGGACAUUGAGAACAUGAACCAGGAUAAACUCAAGGACAAAGCUAAUGAGCUGUGGGAGUGGAUGUACGAGCUGGAAGCAGAGAAGUUUGAACUGCAGUACCAGUUCUCCAGGCAGAAAUAUGAGAUUAAUGUGCUGAGGAAUCGUGUCAGCGAUCAUCAGAAAACAUCAAAGAGGAGCAAGAGAGGCCUAAGGAAAUAGAUGCUGAAAUGCUGAGUGAGCAGUGUCACCAUCAGCCCUGUCCUACAGCCAUUGCGUCAAACCCUUGUCCCACCCAUCUCCCUAAACCACAACCUGCAGUACAGAUUAUAGCCAGUUAUCCAGCUUCUUCUCACUCUUUUUUUCCUCUUUUUUUCUCCCCAUCCUUUGAAUGAUUAGAUAUUCUGUAUUUAAUGGUGUAAAUAAAACCAUCUCAGUUUGA